CCGGGAACCCUAAAUUUGAAGAAAAUAAAGUUCUAAACUUUUACUCACUUUCAAAAGAACAUAAAUUUGCAUCCCCAAAAAUGUCAAAAACAAUGUAAAGCAAACUUAAGCAGUACAGUUUCAUCUCUGUUCAUUUCACAAUUCAAGCUUCUCUCCCUCGUUUCAUUAUUCAAAUGGCAAAGAAUGUAUCUUUCAUCAUCUCUUACCUCCGCCAAAACCCUAAACCCUCUUUUAGACACUUUUCUAUGAUAUCCCAACCUCAAAAUCAAAUACAAGAACAACAAUUGAUUACAAAAAUUGCUGGAGAAGUUUGUGAAAUCAUUCAAACUCGCCCCAAAUGGGAGAAUACACUAAGUUCUCUCUUCCCAUCUUUCAAUUUCUUGGACCCCAGAUUCUUCAAUGAGGUACUUAAGCUUCAAAAGAAUGCAUUUUUCUCUAUUCGUUUAUUCAAUUGGCUUAAAUCUCAAUCUGGGUAUUCCCCUGAUCCCAUUUCUUGUAAGUCUUUGUUUAAUGCUCUUGUUGAAUCUAAGGCUUCUGUUGUUGCGAAAUCGAUUUUCGACUCGUAUCCUAAGUUGUUUAAUCCUGACUCAGAUUCAUUAGAGUCUUUGAUUUGUUAUUUGUGUAAUGAUGGUUAUGUUAAUGAGGCUGUUGAUUUGUUUGAAAAAUUGAAAUUAAUGGGGUGUUGCCCAUCAAUUGUAACUUGGAAUACCGCCUUUUCCGGGGCGGUUCGAGUUAAGAGAGCUGAUAUUGUUUGGAGUUUGUAUGGGGAGAUGAUGAAUACUGUGGUUGUUGCUGAUGUUGAGACUGUUGGGUAUUUGAUUCAAGCUUGUUGUAUUGAUAACAAUGUCGAGAGAGGGUAUGAGCUUUUUCGACAAAUUCGGAAUGGUGGGGUUGUUCCUGAUAAUGUUGCUUUGAAUACAUUGAUUAGGGGGCUUUCUAUUAAUGGAAUGCAUGAUAGAGUUUCUGAGCUUUUGCAUUUGAUGAUUGAAACAAAUCAUAACCCUGAUACUUUUACUUAUCAAGAAAUAAUUCAUGGUCUUUGUAAAUAUGGGAAAUUGAGUGAAGGGUAUCGGAUUUUUAAUGAUCUCAAGGCUAGAGGGUAUGCUCCAGAUAGGGUGAUGUAUACAACCAUGAUUCAUGGCUUUUGUAAGAAAAAAUUGCUUGGAAAAGCUAGGGAAUUGUGGGUUGAAAUGAAAAAGAGGGGUAUACUUCCAAAUGAGUAUACUUAUAAUGUGCUUAUUCAUGGAUAUUGUCUAAUCCAUAAACUUGAAGAGGCUUUGAAGCUGGUAAAAGAGAUGUGUGAUAGAGGUUGUAAAUUGAACACUGUAAAUUAUAACACCUUGAUUGCUGGAUUGUGUAAGGAUAGACAAAUAAAAGAAGCUUGUGAGUUGUUUGAAGAAAUGACUCAGAGUGGUGUUGCUCGUGAUGUACUUACGUACAACUAUCUUAUACAAGGUCUCUGUAUGGAAGGAAAUGUGGUUAAGGCUCAGAUGCUCUUUGAAGAGCUUUUGGCACAUGGAUUGCUGCCUUCAACUUCAUCAUAUGCACCUUUAAUUAAACAACUUUGUCGCCAGGGAGGAACUCAGCAAGCGUUAAAGCUACUGACUGAUAUGGUGAACAGGGGUGUUGAACCUUCGAUAUACAACCGCGAGUGUGUUAUAGAUGGAUUUUGCAAGGAAGGAUUACCAAUCGAAGGGAUGAAUUGGUUGUUAGAGAUGUUAGAUAGGAAGCUUAUUCCAAGUCGGAACAUCUUUUUGAAACUUAUUAUAUGUCUUCUUCAGCAAAAUGAGCUGGAUUCUGCUCUUGUUGUUUUGAAUUUUAUGGUGCAAGUAGGCUAUACGCCUGGGGAAAUUCCAUGUCGUUCCCUUGUUAGUAAAUUUUGUAGUAGUGGUUCAAACCAUGUCAAGUUGCUUCUCCAUGAUAUCAUCUCCAGUAGCCAGCUUUCUUAGCCUUUUCGCAUGAAUGUACAGCCUUGAUUUUUAUGGUUGCAAAUUCUCACCAUCAUACUUUUGGAUCUCAUUGCACUGGAAAGAAAUUGUGUUUGUAGAGGUUGUUCCCGAUUUUCAUUUAUCCGGCUCAUACAUUCUCUUUUAAAGAGAAGAAAGUUUGGUUAUGAUCAAAAGCUGACUUAGGGCUCUCAACAGUUUGCUUUGGUGCGCAGAUAAUGAGAUAUUGAGCAGUAGUGAGCUAUUGGCAAGUAGUUUCUUCGUCUGCUUACAACACAACCUUCUAUAUACAAAGUGCUAAUAUUUUGCACCAACUAAACCUGGCAAACUUAAAAGUUGCAUUUUCUCAGAAAGUGCUUCAUGCGAAAGAGAUACUGAUAUACUGGUAGCCCGUACUACAGUGAUUGCACUUACCCUCCUGUCAUGGUCUUUUAUGCUGCUACUUAUGGAACUCCUCAGGAAAAUUCUGGUCUAGUGCUUUUUGCUCUUUAUGGUGUGUACGUUACCUAAAGAUCUCAAGUCAAAUCAUCUGGCAGAUUGGAACUUUCACUUUUAUUGACUUUGUAUGUGGAGCAAUUAAGGAUGAACAGUAUCGAAACUGCAUGGGAGUAAGAUAUGUUAAUUUUUUGAGGACUUUUUAUUAUUGAUUAUACACAUGUAUGAUGUAUGAAUAUGCUGGCCGAUGUUAUUAGGGUAUCAGACAAGGCUUA
Chenopodium quinoa (quinoa) is the source of this 2656-nucleotide messenger RNA. RefSeq names its product pentatricopeptide repeat-containing protein At5g18950-like. The coding region runs from base 174 to 1949 and encodes 591 amino acids. Gene Ontology annotation, molecular function: protein binding. The transcript has 2 exons. NCBI's taxonomy places the organism in Eukaryota, Viridiplantae, Streptophyta, Magnoliopsida, Caryophyllales, Amaranthaceae. The record is from RefSeq and is a predicted model, not a curated record.